This is a messenger RNA of Saccharomyces kudriavzevii IFO 1802, 369 nucleotides long. It is a transcript of the gene RPL22A, whose product is annotated as 60S ribosomal protein eL22. The transcript is spliced from 2 exons. NCBI's taxonomy places the organism in Eukaryota, Fungi, Ascomycota, Saccharomycetes, Saccharomycetales, Saccharomycetaceae. Gene Ontology annotation, molecular function: structural constituent of ribosome; RNA binding. Gene Ontology annotation, biological process: cytoplasmic translation. Gene Ontology annotation, cellular component: ribosome. The record is from RefSeq and is a predicted model, not a curated record. Bases 1 to 369 code for a protein of 122 amino acids.
AUGGCCCCAAACACUUCCAGAAAGCAAAAGAUUGCCAAGACCUUUACCGUCGACGUCUCUUCUCCAACUGAAAACGGUGUCUUUGACCCGGCUUCCUACGCUAAGUACUUGAUCGACCAUAUCAAGGUCGAAGGUGCUGUCGGCAACUUGGGUAACGCUGUCACCGUCACUGAAGAUGGUACCGUUGUUACUGUUGUUUCCACUGCUAAGUUCUCCGGUAAGUACUUGAAGUACCUAACCAAGAAGUACUUGAAGAAGAACCAAUUGAGAGACUGGAUCAGAUUCGUCUCUAUCAAGACCAACGAAUACAGAUUGGCCUUCUACCAAGUCACUCCAGAAGAGGAAGACGAAGAAGAAGACGAAGAAUAA